Messenger RNA from Didymella exigua CBS 183.55, 1180 nucleotides. RefSeq lists its product as uncharacterized. Bases 1 to 1038 code for a protein of 345 amino acids. The record is from RefSeq and is a predicted model, not a curated record. The transcript is spliced from 2 exons. NCBI's taxonomy places the organism in Eukaryota, Fungi, Ascomycota, Dothideomycetes, Pleosporales, Didymellaceae.
AUGAGAAUCUCUUGCGUCCUUCUACUUCAAUGUGCCUUUCCGGUUUGCGCGUUGGGCUUCCGCAAGGCUGAAAUCACGGACACUGUCGGAUUCGUCAGAGAGGACAACCAACGAGACACGAUCUCUCUACUGCUCAGCUGCUUCGCUAUUCUCGGGCUUUGUGUCUACUCUGCAGUACAUCUCAACGUCCCACGUAAAGGCGAGAGUAGCAUCCGGGUUCUAGUCCGAGAGUUCAAGUGGUGCAUCAUCGGCCUCUUUGCACCAGAGUUGAUCCUCUAUACCGCCUGGAGGCAACUUGCUUCCGCUAGGCAGCUGUGUUACAAGAUCAACGAUAUACAAACAAAUAAUCCUACCGAAGCAGAAGAUCAGCGGCUGAUCAGCAUGACCCGAUGGGCGCUCCCACAUGGCUUCCACGGAUCCAUGGGUGGGUUCGCAAUUGACCUCGAAACCACGGAUGACCCUCUCACGUCACUUUUCGGCAGUCAUAAACGCCUGUCUCUGACUGCAAAAGGUUUUGCCCUAUUAGCCGAAUGUGGGCAUAUCUCGGAAGUCUCUGUAGACGAGAUCAAAGACAAGAACAAGGCAGACGGUCUCGCAAAGCUCCUGGUAUGCAUCCAAGCGGGCUGGAUGAUCGUCCAGAUUACCAGUCGGGCAGCUACCGGACUUGCAACGACGCUGCUGGAAGUACACACCGUUGCACAUGUUGUGUGUGCGCUAGUCAUGUACGUUCUAUGGUGGCACAAACCUCGUCAAGUCGGAUCGCCAACGUUGCUCAAGGGUGACUGGCUUUUGCCAUUGGCGAUGUAUAUGUUUCUUGCUAGUCGGUUUCCAUUCAUCGAUAGCGUAUGGGUUGCCUACAAUGAGCGUAAGCUUAGUUGGUUCGCGUUCGGGUUCAUCACUUUGCGGUGCAUACUCUGCGGUAUAAGCUACAUGGUCAGUCGAGCAUAUUUGGUAGUUGAGGCUUUUGUAAGCAUUCGGCGUGUACCCUCUGAGGUAUAUCAAACACCAGCCUGGUUGCAAGUGUUUCCUCAUUUAUAAGCCGGCGUCUCUGAAAAACAUUCCCAGAAAUCUAAGUCCAUUAGUGCACACAAUAUUACGGCACUGCUUCCUGUAUCUAGCUCUGUGCUUUUUUAAGGCUACAUAUCUAUAGAAUAAGUAGUAUAUAUAACAUGGUGAGCCG